AUGAGUCUUAAAUUCGUGUGCGCCGUGUUCGUGGUGAUCUGCCUUUUUCCAAAUUUCAACCAAGCCGACAGCUUCACUACCGAUCCGUAUCCCGACAGUGAAUCCACGGUGCCGUAUUUAAAUUUUACAAAUAUAACCAUCCCAGAUGUGGAUGGGAUUGGCACAGUCCAUGUCACCAGCGUCGGGAGUGCCAAACUCUCCUGUCCGCUGACAAAAGAAAGAGCUCAAGUUUGGGAACAAGUGACUCUCUACGUGAGUACCUGUGUGCACCUGAUGAAUGUUGACAUUGACAUGCCGGACCUGAGGCUGAACACUACAAUUGGUCUUGCAGUUUUCAAUGUCUCCGUAGACAUGACGAAGAGUGAGAGUCAGAUACUUGCAGCCAAUGUAACCGUAGCAAUUACUGAAUGGAAUGUCACCAGUAUUGGCGGACCGCCGCUUUAUGUCAACAUUUCGUCAAAGAAAUUGAACAACCGAGAUGCCAUGCAAGUACUUUUGGAAAGUGAGGCCAAUUCGCAACUGAAGAAGCCAGGACAUGCAGACUGGCUUUACGACAAAUUGUCCGAACUGUGGCCUAAACCAACUGAAACAUCUACGACUUUUGACUAUAUGUCAACUGCAAUUGAUAUGUUUUAA
This is a messenger RNA of Mesocestoides corti, 636 nucleotides long. The record is from the annotation of a GenBank genome assembly. Lineage: Eukaryota; Metazoa; Platyhelminthes; Cestoda; Cyclophyllidea; Mesocestoididae.